Molecule: messenger RNA, 1557 nt
Organism: Penicillium cinerascens
Lineage: Eukaryota; Fungi; Ascomycota; Eurotiomycetes; Eurotiales; Aspergillaceae
Exons: 4
Coding region: 1-1557 (518 amino acids)
Source: RefSeq, a predicted model, not a curated record
AUGGCAACCCGCAAAGCCGUCCAAAGUAUUGCCGCAGGUAUUGGCCUCGUUUCGGAGGGUAUCUCUGCUCGCAAAUCCAAGAAACAGAGUCAGAUCGGCCGCGAAAACGAAAGAGACCAAAGGCAGAGUACGAGUCCCGCGGAUGGUGAUGAACAUAAACUUCCCGAAUUGUCGGUACAGGAACUCGGCAUCACGGAGAGAACGGGGUCGGGGACCCUAGAAGAGCAAUGGGCACUCGAUGAAGCACAGGAUGAGCUCGCUCGCCCAUUGCAAGAGAAAGGAUCGAAGGAGGAUAUGGACGAGGGCCGUCUUGCAGAUCGCUUCAUCUCCGUGUAUCCUGCUCCACCACCCUACACACCUAACCCGGAAGCACCGCGGACUCAAUUAUCAGCUCCCGUUGUCCUGCCCCAGCGCAGACCCAAGGAUCGUACACGCGGCUUCAUCCGCGCGUAUGCUCCUGCUCUCGGCGAUUGCGGGAUUGACCAAGCCAUGUUCAUUGAUUUCCUUGCUACCGCCGAGAAGGCCUGCCAAGCAUCACCAUGGCUCAAUGCGAUCAACCUGGCGUCCAUCGGGACCAUGUGGCUACCCUUUGUGACUGGAAUUGCCGUCUCAAUAGCCAUUAAUAUUGCUACGGACGUUGCAAUUGCCGUUGAUGGUCGUCGAAAGACAAACACCUUCUUCGAUAAGGUCAAUAAAGAGUUCUUUCAGCCUCGGGGUCUCUACUGCCUCGUGAUGACCUGGAACCCUGAACUCUCCGAUGCUCCAUCCACAACGGUUGAUCUCGACCACUUCAUUUCCAAGGCCGCCAAUGGUGGUAGCUCCGAUAUGCUGGGACGACUCCAGCACAAGCUCAAAUCCUCCGAUGGAAAGACAUAUGGCAAUAUCUUUCCAGAGGUUGCGCCUCUGAUUUUCCCGCAGAUCGACGAAUUGGCCGCCGAUCAAGAUGCCGAGAAAAAGCUAUCAAAGAUGAAGAAAAAGAAAGAAUUCGUCGCCAAAUAUAUGGAUAAGCGGGCCCAAGCCAAGUUUACAGCCAAAAACCCCGACAGUCACUUGAACCAGGGCCCCAAGCCGACUUUCACAUCGCGAUAUGCUGACCCGAACCACCCGGCCAGUAGCGGUGAUCUCAUUGCCCUGGUGACUGGUGGCCACAUUACGAGAGAGAAGCUCUCAGGCUUGAAGGGCGGGCAGGGAUUUGGAAGAGGAUGUUCACUCAACGCGACGAAUACCAAUUAUUCCCGUUGGGAUACAAAUUCGAAUGAGCCUGCACCUCAUGCGCCGCACGGUGGGGUCUUUGGGCUGCAAGAUAUCAUUGGAAAUGUGAGGGAUCUGCGAAGCCCCCAAGACUCUACACAGGCCCCAUCCAGGGGGCGUUUCGGAACGGAUAAUGCAGACAGGGGACUUGAGAAGUUGCCAUCGUUGCGAGACAAUAAGGACAACAUGAGCCCUCUGACACCAGUUGCGAAGUUGCUUAAGAAGCAAGUUUUGUACUUGGCCAUUGUCAACAUGCCUUCCGAAGGUGAAAUGAGCCGAGCACGCGAGGCGCUGGGCCAGAUAUAA